This is a messenger RNA of Entrophospora sp. SA101, 555 nucleotides long. NCBI's taxonomy places the organism in Eukaryota, Fungi, Glomeromycota, Glomeromycetes, Entrophosporales, Entrophosporaceae. The record is from the annotation of a GenBank genome assembly.
AUGAAUAAGGACGAAAAUGAGAAGUUCGACAUAAUGGUUGGUGAACCAAAAGAAGAGGUUGAAUUAGGAAAGAACUUUGAAGUUAAAUUUUGUUUAUAUUUAUACGACAAAAACGAAGAACCAAUGAAACAAGCUAGUAGAGUAAACGAUGGCACAAAGGCUACACUUAAAGCACUUAUCACCAAAAAUGGUAAUGAGUUUCCGGACAAAACUAGCGAAUUUACUUAUCACCUAGGAGAAAUAGGGAAUUAUCGACACACCCCGGAGGGAAAAUAUAUAAUUACAGCAAACUCCCAAGAAGAAAAAAAGCUUCUAAACCGUGUUAACAAUAUUAAUGGAAAAUUGAUUGUCGAACGCUUUGGGGACAAAAUUGGUGGUGAUGGUCAAUCGCUAGAAGAGAGUGACGAUAUAAAGUUCAAAAUAGAAAGUGAUGAAGCAGCUGGACGAGGAAUUCGAGUUGAUAUUUAUAACUGCCCAAAUAAUAGUCCAAUCACUGCCGGACAAAAGCCUAUCCAAAGAAUUGCCGGUGAAAGAAUCCAAAUUGACCUAAUUUGA